Messenger RNA from Paramisgurnus dabryanus, 2564 nucleotides. RefSeq names its product GLIS family zinc finger 1a (gene glis1a). Gene Ontology annotation, molecular function: RNA polymerase II cis-regulatory region sequence-specific DNA binding; DNA-binding transcription factor activity, RNA polymerase II-specific. The record is from RefSeq and is a predicted model, not a curated record. Gene Ontology annotation, biological process: regulation of transcription by RNA polymerase II. Gene Ontology annotation, cellular component: nucleus. NCBI's taxonomy places the organism in Eukaryota, Metazoa, Chordata, Actinopteri, Cypriniformes, Cobitidae.
AUUUGUUUAUAACGUGAAUAUACAAUUCAAACUCGUUGAACACCGAAUAUUAUCGUGUUUACCUCUGCAAAUAUUUUAUAUUUCAUGCUUAUUGUUAACCCUAAGUAAGUUGGUACAUUUCUUAAUAUUUAUUUGUUGGUUAUUUUAACGGCUAAUUUCAGCCAGCUUCAGUUUAUUAUGCGUCAGUUUGAGCUGCUAGCAGUCUUAGCUUUUGUUUUUGCUAUCUUAAAUCAAUUAAUAUAAUAAUUGUUUUCCCCUAUGUUGCAUUAUAAAACACCAAUUUUGCUCUGAAGCUUAACUAAGCUCUUCGGUUCACGAAUGCUUAUAAAAUGUAUAGCUUGAAUGUAAUGCAAGUAACUUUGGAUAAAAGCAUCUGUCAAAUGUAAAUGCUUUAGUUGACCGGUUUAAGUUGUAAUACGUGUGAAGGCGGAACCUCAGUCUCUUGUAAACUUUGCUGUGUAAGGUUGGUCUGUUUUAAUGGGUUUGGUUUUUCACUGAGGGAAGGAUGAACAGUCAUAUGUAGUGUUGGUGAAGAUGGUGUGAAUCAACCUUUGGGUUUUUGGAGAUGAUCACAGAUGCAGCAUUACUGAAAACCACUUGAAUGAACCAUUCUCCAGUGAAGAUUUAAACAUAUGUGCUCACUUUUUGCUGGGAAAGUAACUUGAAGAACAUCAUGAGGCCUACAAAGCUCAGCCCAGCAGUUGCUCAACUAGAACAGUUUGGCUUGGUUAACAGCAAUGAUGAAGAAUGUAUGUCCUGUGUAAACCAGCAGUUAAAUCAAGCGAUUCAAAUUGAAGGUCUGAAGAUGUACAGCAUUUUUGAGUCACCUGUGUCAAUAGUAGGAGAUGAUCUCGAUUUAAUCUGUUCAUCCAAUCAAGGCGCUGUAUCGUAUAUCGGUGGAGUAAAUAGGGAUGCAUCCUGCACUCUUUCUGUUGGAAAUAACUUAUCGCAUGAUGCUGAUACAGUAUCCUCUUCCUUAUUCUGUUCUUCUCUCUCCACAUCAUCUUUAAGCCCCUUCUCUCCAUCCUUCUCUUCUCCUUCCUCCAACCACUCAUCUGGCUCUGUAUCUGAGCCGUGCCUCAGAUCUCCAUCUCUAGUCUCAACUCUCUGCGGUCCACCUGAGGGCCAGGACCCCUUCAGUUGCCCGCAGCAGGAAAAAACCCCAGAAGACUCCAUGUUUCCCAAGUCUCCCAAGAACGAACCUGUUGCUGAAUUUCACAUUUGUAGGAAUAUGAGUAAAAAGCUUCUACAUGUUGAAAACAAAGAAUUGCUUCAGUAUCUUUGUGCUGACUCUAACAUAGCCAAGGAACAAACCCAGCACCUUAAUGUUUACAAUGUCAAAAAACUUCCUAUACUACAGCAAUGCAAGAAUGACUCAGGACUGAGCGUAGAUGAUGGAGCAAAUGGCCAGCUGAGUAUUGGACACUCAUGUCAGUGGAUGGAUUGUAGGGCAACCUAUGGACGGAAAGAAGAACUGGUGAGACACAUAGAGAAGAUUCACAUCGAUCAGAGGAAAGGUGAGGACUUUACAUGUUUCUGGGCAGGAUGCGUCCGUCGACACAAACCCUUCAACGCUCGAUACAAGCUCCUCAUUCACAUGCGAGUCCAUUCUGGUGAGAAGCCCAACAAGUGCAUGUUUGAUGGCUGCAAUAAAGCAUUUUCCCGUCUGGAGAACUUAAAGAUCCACCUACGUAGCCACACUGGAGAGAAGCCCUACGUAUGCCAACAUCCCGGUUGUCUCAAAGCCUUCAGCAAUUCCAGUGAUCGGGCCAAACACCAGCGCACGCACCUAGACACUAAACCAUACGCAUGUCAGCUCCCAGGAUGCACCAAGCGUUACACGGACCCCAGUUCCCUGCGCAAACACGUCAAAGCCCACUCCAGUAAAGCCCUGCAGACACAGGACAAGGGCCAGCUACGCAGUAAGGUGGAGCAGGAAGUUGUGGAUGUGUGCCUUGGCCUGCAGCGUCUCCAUGGCUCUGCUCCUGCUGUACACAGCCCAGACCACAGGUGUUCUGGCUCCCUCACUAAGAUUCACCAAGAAAGCUUUACUGUAUAUUCAGAGGAAGACGAAUCCUGUACCAGAACCUUAGCCGGAGCCACCAGUAUGAGUCUGGGCCAGUCAAACAGACACUGCAAUAUAAAUGAUCACAACAAUUUGCCCAAUAACAAGACCAGUCAGCCAAGACUUUCUGAAUUAGUUUUUGGAUUCAACCUGGUCAGCGCUACAAAUGAACUACAGCCUGUCUCUGACAAACACAUAAACCCACAUCAAAAACUUAACCAGAUGUUUAAUGAAAUACCAAUAAAUCACCAAGUUUUUCAGGCCUCUUGUAAUCGACUUGAGCAUAUUUCCAGUAACGGAGGAGACGACCUGCACACUUUUGACCAAAAUGGAUUUCCUUUUACUUGCGUAAACUCAUCUGGAUACGGUCCAAUCCAGGACACCCCGGCAGUAAGUGGAAAUCACCUCCCUCUCUUGCCCUGUUCCAGUUGGCAUGUAUGAGCACUGUCUCGGUCAGAUCUGCUCUCUGUAGCCUGAGAAGUGAGCCACAGCUUUGAUC